AUGGUGAUAAAUUAUUAUAUGAAAGAACUUUAAUUAUUAAUCAAUUCAAAUAAAAUGUCCAUUUACUAAUUGCUACAGAUAUAGCAUCAAGAGGAUUAGAUAUUAAAGAAAUAAGAACUGUUAUUAACUAUUUUCCACCUAAAGAUUCUCAUAUUUAUAUACAUAGAAUAGGAAGAACUGGAAGAGCUGGAAAUUGUGAUGGUAUUGCUUAUUCAUUAGUAUAGAAAUAAGAUUGGAAAUUUGCUAUUAUGUUAAUAAGAAGCAUAGAAUUGGCAGGAUAGAUUGUAUUUCAAGAAUAAGAAGAAAUUGCAAAUUUAGAUGAUCAUUUUAAAAUGGAUAGAAUGAAAAAGAAAAUGGGUUAUGAUUAUGCUAGAGGUAAAGAUGCAAGUAAAAUUCUUAAUUAAGCUCUUAAAAGAUAGACUAAUUUAAAAGCUGGAUUAAGAUUUGAUGAAUUAGAACCAAAAAAUAAAAAAAAAUAGUAAUAAUAGAAUAAUCUACAGAAUUCAGUCAAAAUACUACCUGUUGUUACUUUGGCUUAACCUACAAAAUAUAUUGGAUAGUUUAAGAAUAAAUGGUAGGAUUUAAACCCUUAUGAAAAUUAUGACAAUUAUGCUGUUACUGUUGCUGUACCUGGUUAAUUAAAGAGGGAUUAAGUUAUUUAGCAUUUUUUAAGAAUAAAUGAAUGGAUAAUUUAGAGCUGGAUUAAAAUCUGGAGGUAUUGCUUAGACAACUAAUAAGAAACCUAUUGUUAAAAUUAUAAAUGA
Messenger RNA from Paramecium pentaurelia, 764 nucleotides. The record is from the annotation of a GenBank genome assembly. Lineage: Eukaryota; Ciliophora; Oligohymenophorea; Peniculida; Parameciidae.